CUUUACGUGGUGGGUUUGCUGGUUUCUGCCGGAGAAGCCGUGUUUCCGGGUGGCAGCUCCGUGCGGACAGCAGCGCCCGGGUGCCGCCCGCGGUGCCGGCUGUGCUGGGGCCGGGCCGAGAGGGGAGGGCUGCGGUCUCUGCGCGGCUCGCCUGCUCACCUGCCGCUCGGGAGCCUAAAACUGCACCACGAGUUCCUCCCGGUGCGGCGGGCAGAUAGAGCAUUGAUGGAGGUUUGUGCGUUCCCCGGUGAGAGAGGCCCCGUCUAGCCGGGAGCUGGAUUCUGCCGUGGGCUGCGUGCGCCCGGGCUGGAGCUGUCUCCUUCCAGCCCUGACUCCUGGGAACGGCCAGCGGUUCCCAGCGGCAUCAGCAUCCUGCCAAAGCUGGAACUUGUCCGUACUCUGUCCGCUGCCUUAACGAGAGCAGGAGAGCAGGGCUGUGAAGCGCGUACCGCAGUCGUGUGGGAUCAGAGCUUUCCCUGAGCUCGGGAGACUCGGGGAAGACCAGGAGCCAUCUUUAUAGACGGUCCUUUAAGCACCGACCUAGGAAUUUCUAUCUCGUCAAUGCCCUCUGUGAACUGCUGCAUGAUUGCUUUUUCCAGGGCUUUGUCAGCUCAGCUUUACAUGAUGAAAUUUGGCCUUGUUUUGUCCUUCUAAAGCUAGGAUUAGUAGUUCCUGAAUAAACCCUGCUUCUGAGAAUGGCUUUACACCAAAAACAUGCGUAGGUUUUUGUUUCCCCUUUCCUAGGGUUGAGGCCAUUAAAAAUCUUUGUUCCGCAAGAUUCUAGAUACAGCUCGUAACACGAAAAACUGGUUGGCACGGGUCUUUGUUCCACACUCUGUGACCUUGUCAGUGUCUGAGUGCUGCCUGCAGGUUUUUUUUUCCUGUCGGUGUAUUAUAAACACCAACAUUCAUUUCACCUUCUCUUCCUAUAUUCUGUUCGUUGCUAGAAAAUGAAGACUCAUCCCAAAAGACAGAGCCUGCAGAUCAGCUAGUUGAUUCUUUGGAGUCCAGUACUUCGCAGAGCGGGUAGGAAAACUUUUCUGUGUGUUGUGGCCCACAUGCGUGACAGUCUGUUUCACUCCUGUGACCUCUUCCCUGCGGCAUUUUGUUCUGUGCAGGUAAAGAGAAGGGACUGGAGAUUGAAUUUUCUGCUUCGGGACAGUGUAUACCGGAAUCAGUAUGCGAGGACCUGUUCUUACAGCCUUCAAGGUCACAGGCUGGGCCGCACCUGAGCAUGGGCACAAGAGAGCACUCAAAGGAAGAAAUUGGCACACUGGGGUACCAGAAAGUGGCUGAACUAGAGGAGAAGCUGCCUGACCAAGUCCAGUCUCUCAAAAAGGAAGCUGUUCCAUUAACCAGCUACCAUGUACCUCAGGGAGUAGGGGAUAUAGUCAUGAUUCAGUCAGAUCACACUGGUGCCGUGGAUAUCCUUUCAGCUGAGCUGGAGACCGCAGACCUCCUUGGGGAGCAGAGAAAAGCUCAGCCUCCCCCUCUGGCUGCACCCACCAUGUGGACCACUGAGAAGAUGAAGGAAUUCAAAGCCAAGAUGGGAAAGGAGAAGAAUGGCCGGAUGGUGGUGAAGCGAGGCGAGGUGGUGACAGUCCGUGUUCCAACCCAUCCUGAUGGGAAAUGCAUUUGCUGGGAGUUUGCUACAGAUGACUAUGACAUUGGGUUUGGAGUCUAUUUUGACUGGACCACAGUUACUAGCACUGCCAUUACCGUUCAGGUCAGUGAAUCCAGUGAUGAGGAGGAUGAAGAGGAGGAUGAGGAAAUUGAAGGAUUGUCCCCUGCAGGUGAUGUGGAACGGGGUUCCAAAAGCUAUCUGCGGAACCGCUAUGGAGAGAUCAUGCCUGUGUACCGGAGGAACAGCCAUCGGGAGGUACAGGCAGGCAGCCAUGAGUACCCGGGCGAGGGCAUCUACCUGCUGAAAUUUGAUAACUCGUACUCUCUGCUCCGCAAUAAGACUCUGUUCUUUCACGUCUACUACACUGGCUGAAGAGGAGGGAAGGGGCAAGGAUGGCAGGCAGGUGAUGGUGAGUGUAGCAGGCUGCCACCCAGCCCUGGUACUGCCUGACACACUGCUGUGUGACAGAACCAUGGCGCAAUUCUGCCAGCUCUU
Cyanistes caeruleus (blue tit) is the source of this 2119-nucleotide messenger RNA. Lineage: Eukaryota; Metazoa; Chordata; Aves; Passeriformes; Paridae. The record is from RefSeq and is a predicted model, not a curated record.